AUGUUAUUCUAAAUAUUACUAAUACUGUUGGGAUUGCUUAUCUGUUGGUUUUUGAUCAAGCCUUUGAUCAUUAUGAUAAAAUUGAAAUUAUAAUUUGGGUCAACUUGUAAAAUAUCGUUUGGAAUUUUUGGAAUUUUGGGAUUGAGUAGCACAGCUAUUAUUGAGAAGAUGAAGAAAAAAUCAAUACCUAAAACUGUGAAGUUUAUUGUGCAUAAUUAUGCUUCAACUGUUUAAAUCUUAAUAAUUGAUCCUGAAUAUUAUCAAUUUAUGCUAAACAAUCACGAAAACUAUUCUUAAAUUAAUGAAUUAAACACAAGGUAAAUACAAUUUUAUUAUUUAGUCAAUUAUUGGAUGAAGGUAUUAUGUUUCAAUAAGGACAAAAGUGGAAAUAAUAACGUGAAUUGUUGAUUUAAUAUUUUGAUCUUGAAAAACUUAAAAGGAAUUUACCUACUAUAAAUGAGAUUAUUCAAAAAAAUAUUAAAUAAUACGAUUAAUAGAAUGAUAAAAUUCAGACAACUUUAUUGAAAAUAAUAAGUGAUAUUCUCAUUUAAUGCUUUUUUGGAUAAGAUGCGAAUAAAUUAUUGAUUAAUAAAAAAUGCAUCGGGUUAGAAACCAUUGAUUUGUUUGAAGCAUUAUCGAAAUUGAGUAGAAAACCAUAUUAAUUAUGCAAAAACAUUCUUUUUGGAGUCUAAGCAUUAAAAAUGUUUCCUAACUCAGAGGAAUAAAUCAUUCAAACAAAAAUAAAUAAUAUUAAGCUUACAAUAGAAAAAAUUAUUCAAAAAAGAAUAGUUUAGCACGAACUUAAGUUGGAUGAGGAUGAAAAUGAGAUAUCAUAAAUGUCAGAGGACAUCCUUAAUAUAUAUAUUUAAGUUUAUCUUUAAGGAAAAAAAGGGAACAACAACAGAAUGUCGUUUGAAGAAAUAAAAUAAUAAUAUUUUACGUUGUUUAAAAUCGGCAGCGAGACAUCUAAUUAAAUAAUCUAGGCAAGUCUUCACUAUUUGACCGAAUAACCCUUAAUCUAAACUGAAUUAAGAUAGGAAAUUUAGAGCAUUUGCAAAACAGAUAUUAUUUAAUUUCAGGAAUUGAAGAGCUUAGUUAAAUUGAGUGCUUUCUUAAAUGAAGUUUUGAGAUUUGUUAAUCCGAUUCCUAUUGUUAGAAAGGUUUAGACCACUCACUUUAUUAAAGAUUUAAAACUAAAAAGAAGUAAUUAUAUUAUCAAACAUUUAUAGAUUGGAUUGUCAUGAUAGAUUAUUCAGUAACAAAUUCAAAUGAGAAAUACUAUGAUAAUCCUAAAGAAUUCAACUACUAGAGAUGGCUAUAAUCAGAAACGACUAAAGAGAACAAUAAUUAUGUUUUUAUUCCUUUCUCAAACGGACCAAGAUAUUGUGUUGGGUAAAGUUUGGCCACAAUGAUUUACCAGAUAAUUCUUAUUAAUAUUUUGAGGAAUUUUGAAGUAAAUGUAAAUGAGAAAGCAAAAAAUAAUAAGUAGGUCACAUUUGUACUAUAGAAUAACUGCUUUAAAUUAAGUCCAAUACCUCAAAAAUGA
This is a messenger RNA of Paramecium octaurelia, 1546 nucleotides long. The record is from the annotation of a GenBank genome assembly. Lineage: Eukaryota; Ciliophora; Oligohymenophorea; Peniculida; Parameciidae.